UAUGCAUCAACAUUGAUAAGUUGUAUAUGUAGAUAUCCCUCUUUUAUUGGUAAAUUACUAAAAAAUGCUUCAAGUAAUAGCUCAACCAAUAUUCAUAAAUGCAAAUGAGCCAGGAGUUUUACUCACAGAUGCAUACUGUUGGAUCAGAAUGCAAGACUUAAAAGUAAGAGUAAAUUAAUUAUUCUAAGAGCUAUUACAUGAUUGUCAAGGGUAAUAAUAGCUUAUAAUCAUAGACUAAAUAUGAGUACUCUAAUUUGAGCUAGUAUUAAUUGGUGAGUCAUCAUAUAGGGACAAGAAUUCCAGUUAAUGAUAAGAAUUACACAAACUCCACAUUUAUUUCGUCAAGGUUGUCAUUCAAUGAGAAAGAUCUGUCUACACAAUAUAGGAAGGAGUUGGUAAGACAAAGAUAAUGAGAACUUUGUAACAAGUAUCUAUUCA
Molecule: messenger RNA, 438 nt
Organism: Paramecium octaurelia
Lineage: Eukaryota; Ciliophora; Oligohymenophorea; Peniculida; Parameciidae
Source: the annotation of a GenBank genome assembly